GUCUCGCCGUCGUCCAUCGCCGCCGCUCUCCCGUCUCUUCCGCUGAAGCGCAAGCGGCUGCCAUUGCUCCGUGCUGAUGCGCCGGCCCUCGCCUUCUUCCUUCCUCUCGCCUACGCAUGCCCUCGUGACAGCACACGGAGGCGACAUGUUUGCUGACAGCGAUGCGCCAUAGCCGAGCAAGCCGCCAUGUCUUUAAUCCCGCUCGAAACGCCGGUGCUCAAGGUCAGCCGGCCAGUCGCUGCCUGCAGUCGCUGCCGGAAUGCCAAGAUCAAAUGCGACGGGAAAUUGCCCGCUUGCACGUCAUGCGAGAAGAACGGUCGAGCCGCCGAGUGCACGAGUACGAAUGACCAGUUUGCGAGAGGUAAGGAGCGCAGCUAUGUUUCGACUCUGGAGACUCGCAUCGACCGGCUGCUGGUGAAGCUGGAGGAGGCGCAGGCAAGGAAGCCCUCCGUCAUCUCCGUCGUCGACGAUGACAUGUCUUCACGAAGGACAUCCCAGGCUCAGGAGCCGCCGACGCCCAACAACAGCAGAAAGCUGAGGCGACGCGAGGUGUCGGCCAUUGACGACCUCGUCUCGGAUUUUGGCUUCCUCUCCGUCAAUGCCACGGCGCGUGAUUUCUAUGGGUUCACCACCGCCAUGUCCUACGCGCGUCUCGUUCUUUCAGCAUGCACCAAAGACCCGUUACCCAAGGCCAGAGGCCAAUCCUUGCCUAAUCGGCAGGCGGCUGUCGAGCUCAUCCAACACUACCUGGACAAUAUCUUCUCAUUACUUCCCAUGUUUGAUGAGAGCAGCUUCUACGGCUCUGUGGAGAACAUCUACGCUCAGGAUGUCUCAAAAACCAGCGCCCUGGAUCACUGGAUGGUCCGAAUGGUUCUAGCAAUCGCGCAUGCCUCCAAAUCCACUGAGCGCGGUGACUGGAACUACUUGGAAAGCAUCGGGCAUGUCUGUGCUGCGCUGGAGUUCGCAGAGUACGUACUACAUCCGGGUAACAUCUCGGGCGUGCAAGCGCUGCUCCUCCUCACCCAGUAUGCCACGCUGGACCCGCAUCAUUUCGAUUCGUGGAGUCUGAUUGGCGCCGUGUCACGCGCAAUGGCCGACCUGGGCCUCCAUCAAGACCCCCCCAAAGGCGCGCCCAUGAGCAGAAGCAAGCUCGAACUCCGCCGCAAAGUCUUCCACUGCAUCUAUGCACUCGAUCGAGCCACCUCCCUGGUCCAAACUCGCGCAUUCUCCUUCUCCGACGACAGCGCAAAGGUCAAGGUUCCAUUCCACAAGCUACCCAGCUCCGCCCCGCCAACCCCAAAGUCGUCAAAUUCGACUCAGCAACAGAAUGUAUUUCGGGCGGGCCACGAGCACGCCCUCGAACUUGUCUCCCUUCGCCAGAUCCAAUCCGCAUGGUACACCGACCUAUUCCAGUCCGGGCGCGAAUCGUGGCCAGACCCAUAUUCGUAUAUCUGGGACAAGUGCGCCGCCAUGCGCACGUGGUUCGACGGCUUGUCCUCUACCACGCCAGCAAGUUUGCGAGCCUUUUUUCUGCUGGAUCUGCUUUACUCCUACAUCUACGUCCUCUCUCCAUCACCGCGCGCCCCGCAGGUCGUUCCAUUCGCACAAAAGCUCAUCUUCGAGUACUGCAUUCAGUAUGCUGAGCUCUUGCUCUCCGCCAUCACCACGGAAUCGUACAUCGCUCCUGUCAACUUCUACGAUGCGAUGAGAGCGACCAUGGUUGGCCGGCAGUUCUUGGACGUACUACAGCACAACACCGAUCUAUUACUCGAUGGCUUUGUUCCGCAGCAUCCGGAGGUAAAGCCCACUGCUGCUGCUCCACCCCCAGUUCCCCCUGUUUCCUUGCCUCCCGGAGAGACAGUGCGGCGGUAUAACGCUAUUCGUAGCAUCAAUUGCAUCAAGAAUAUCUCGAAGUGCUUGGAGCUCUUGGGCAUCCGAUGGGGUUACAUGAGCUGGACCCAACGGUUCCAAAAAGAAGCCAACCCCAUGCUAGAGCAACUACAGCAACGCCUCCGCGAGAUCGACGAGAUGAAAGGCAUGCGAAAGCAAAGCGUUUGGGCUCCGCAGGAUUCGAUGCGCAAACGUAGCGUGUGGGCCGGUUCCGUCUCCUCGCAUCCUAGUAGCAACGGGAGCAUCUCCUACAGCACGCCUCCGCAGCACAUGGCUAACGGCUACCAACAACAAUCCCCACCCGACCUGCAACAAACGCUCAGCUUUGUCGAUCCCGGCGUCGGCCAGCGUCUCAGCCCAUCCAUGUACCCGCCCCAGCCCGACGCGUAUCCGCAGCAACAACAGCAGCAAUUCCACGUCCCGCACGACUCGGUCUACACCCAGCUGCAGCAAGACCCGCAGCAGCAACAGUCGUACGCCUCGGCCUCACCCCCGCAGCAGACGUUCAACUUCAACGAGCCCUUCUACCAAAGCCCCCCGAAUGCGGGCAGCAGCACCGCCCCGGGCCACCAAUUCGCGGCUUGGACGGGCUACAGUGGACCCGUGGUGCAGGACACGCUGGAUGAGGAGAAUGCCGUACCGCCGAAAUCCAAUGCUUGGGAUCUGUAUCAGACUUGAAGUUUGCUGAACAGUGUUGCCUAGGCCUUCAACGGAACGAAUACGUGGCAGGACGUUCCAAAUCCAAUGGCGCAGACAGCCAGCGCUUCAAACCCAGUCCCGCAAGACAUUGCAUUCUGGGAAACUACAGACUCCGUUGCGGGCCCCAGCAACCCCGCCUUCCCUCACUACCACCCAGCACAAA
Messenger RNA from Neohortaea acidophila, 2752 nucleotides. Its product is annotated as fungal-specific transcription factor domain-containing protein. The transcript has 3 exons. Bases 187 to 2568 code for a protein of 793 amino acids. Gene Ontology annotation, molecular function: DNA-binding transcription factor activity, RNA polymerase II-specific; sequence-specific DNA binding; zinc ion binding. NCBI's taxonomy places the organism in Eukaryota, Fungi, Ascomycota, Dothideomycetes, Mycosphaerellales, Teratosphaeriaceae. Gene Ontology annotation, biological process: DNA-templated transcription; positive regulation of transcription by RNA polymerase II. The record is from RefSeq and is a predicted model, not a curated record.